AUGGCAAAAACGGAGCAGGGAAAUGGACUGGAACUCCAUGACAACACAGAGAAGCUGACGGAUAGCAAAGGGAAAGGUGAAUCAAAUGGAAUGGACCCGGAGGUAAACGGCUCCAUCCCCGAAGACAGGCAGGUGGACAAGUAUGGCUUCACUGGAGGAACUCAGCAGGAACUUGCAGAAGAGGUCCCCAUUGCAGUGUUGAGGCAACGCGAAGCUAAAUGGCUGGAGAUGCUGAACAGUUGGGACAAGUGGAUGUCUAAAAAACACAGCAAGGUAAAGGAGCGCUGUCAGAAGGGGAUUCCUCCUUCCUUGCGAGGCCGAGCCUGGCUCUACCUCACAGGAGCCAAAGUAAAAAGGGAGCAAAAUAAGGGAAGGUUUGAGGAACUGGACAACCAACCAGGAGAUCCAAAAUGGGUUGACGUCAUUGAGAGGGAUCUUCAUCGACAGUUUCCUUUUCACGAAAUGUUUGCAGCCAGAGGAGGCCAUGGGCAGCAGGAUCUGUUUCGCGUGCUGAAAGCUUACACUCUCCAUCGACCAGAUGAAGGUUAUUGUCAGGCUCAGGCUCCUGUUGCUGCUGUUCUCCUGAUGCACAUGCCAGCUGAGGAUGCCUUUUGGGUUCUUGUCCAGAUCUGUGAAAAAUACCUUCCUGGAUACUACAGCACAGGACUGGAGGCGAUCCAGCUGGAUGGGGAGAUCCUAAACGCUCUGCUGCGGCGGGUGUCGGCUUCGGCUCACCGCCACUUAAAGAAACAUAAACUGGAGCCCAUCCUCUAUAUGACGGAGUGGUUCAUGUGUGCCUUUUCUCGGACUCUGCCCUGGUCCUCUGUGCUGCGCGUGUGGGACAUGUUCCUCUGUGAGGGAGUGAAGAUCCUCUUCAGAGUCGGCCUGGUUCUCCUAAAAUGCAUGUUGGGAACACAAGAAAAAUUGAAGUCCUGCCAAGGGUUAUAUGAAACAAUGGAACUGCUGAAAAAGAUCAGCCCACAGUACAUGCGCGAAAGCUUUCUGGUUCAGGAGAUCAUAGAGCUGCCAGUGUCUGAGAAGGACAUUGAGAAGGAACACCAAGCUCAGCUCCGGCGCUGGAAGGAGACUCACGGAGAUCUAAACUGCAAGUCCCCUCCCAGAAUGCACGGCGCUAAGGCCAUCAUGGCUGCAGAGCCACCAAGCCGACAGGAGCUGAGACAGAGACCGACCAUCAUUGUAGAGUCUCCUUUAGAAUCAAAAACAGAUGUGGUGUCAGAAGCAAAUGGCAAGACAAAGACUACAAAGGAAAACGGGCAUACGGCUGUCCUCCCUACUGAGACCGUUAAUCCCGGUGAUCCCUCCCCCGCCCUUCAAUCCUUGAACAUCCAGGGGUCCAAAGAGAGUCUGAGCAGCGACGAUCUGGACACGUAUCUUUAAAGGCGAGGUUUUCACCAAUUUAUAACAUUAAUCAUUUCAAACGGUUCUGUUUGAACACCAGCACUCAUCAGAUUUUAAAGCUACAAUAAACCGAGCUUUGCAGCAGAAGGAAGUUUAGUCCUCUCUUUGAAGUCUCUUAAUAGAUUCCUCUAAAACCCCUUUCCUACUAGCAGAAAAACGCGUUUAAACUGCGGAACAAUCGUCUUUUAUUGGCAGUGGGGACAGCUCACUGACACGUGUCUAACCGGCUCAAAGGACUCGGUAAGCGACCCGGGUUAAAAUCGUCUCGGCUCUGAUUGGUGUACUGUCGGAUCACCAGAACCGGGUUGACCCGCUAAAUUACGUGACACCAUUGAACACACCGCGCCAACAAAGUCUGAUCUAACAAGCCGAAACAACCCUGUUUACAUUCCAUAAACAUGGCGCAGCACUGGUGAGACGGACUCGGAAAGAUAUAGACCAAAACAAUAAAGCACACUUACUACGCCCUGGCUUCCUUACAUGUUGCUGUCAACUGUUUACUUUCCUAAUUUCUGUCAUGCUGCUCCCUCCUAGAUUCAUCCAGUAAACUUCUAAAAAUCGUUUAAAUCUCAGGUAGUUUUCUGGAAUUUUGCAGAAAUCUAAGAUUUAUUAUUCUUAAUGAGAAUAUUGAUCCAUCUAAGCUUAGUGAACAAGGUUUUUAACUUGUAUGAGCAAUCAUUUUAGAUAUGUCACUAAUGGGCCGUUCAUGGUGAUUGGUGUUCAUACAAUCUAGCUUAAAUUAUCCUAAUCGAUGGGAGGAUCCUUUUCAUUCUUCUGUUUUUCUCAGAUUUGUGACUUGAUCUCAGACAUUCACACUAACUCACAGAAAGCUUUCAGGUUUUCUGCUCUGCACAUUUUACUCAUGCUAAUGAUCUACUGAUCCUCAGGUCCACAAGGGGGCACCCUGAUGCUGUUUUUGAGCUAUAGCAGUUGGGUGCAUCAUGGGGGGGGAUUUUUUUUUUCAAUAUACCAAAGAUUUAUUGUUCAUUCUUUGUAUAUCAAGUUAAUAACAGAUAUUUGACAGAACGGGUUGGGUUUUUGAGAAGAGAUGAUAUUUAUGUGUUAAGAAGAUAUGAAAUGUAUAAGAACGUUGAGUUUUCUUUAAGGUUUAUGGUUCCCCUUAAUUUAAAAUUGUACAUUUUUUAUGAGAUUCUAAAAAGAAGAAUUGAUGAAAAAAAUCUUUUUUUCAAAGGUAGAAUUUAUAUGAAUUGUUGAAUGUAAUCUGCAACAUUAAAAUCCUUAUUAAUCCAGGUUGCCAUAUACUUUUGAUAAUCAGCCAAAUGUAAGUAUUGUUUCCCAUUAAUAAUAUUGUUAUUAUUGUUGUUUUGAUUAAUGUGCUGUCAAAUGAAGGAAACUGAGUCAAAUGACAAUUUAUACAAUCAACAUUUGCCAGUCUAAGAAGUGUUUAAAUAUAUGUAACAUGAUGUAAGCAUUUAUGAUCUUAUGUCUGGAAUUUUAUUGGUGAGGUGGCUGAGAGUAUUUGUUGAUUUUAAAGA
Messenger RNA from Cyprinodon variegatus (sheepshead minnow), 2915 nucleotides. RefSeq names its product TBC1 domain family member 10A-like. Bases 1 to 1398 code for a protein of 465 amino acids. The record is from RefSeq and is a predicted model, not a curated record. The transcript is spliced from 9 exons. Lineage: Eukaryota; Metazoa; Chordata; Actinopteri; Cyprinodontiformes; Cyprinodontidae.